AUGUCCUGUCCCGCUACUCGGCAGAAAAUCAAGAUAGACGAGGUUUGGGCCGAUUUGGAAGCUGGCAUCCAGCAGAUCUUCCGACGGGACCAAAACAUCCGAUCUGGGCGCUACAUGGAACUGUACACUCACGUGUACAACUGCAGCGUAAAGGUACAACGUUCAGCAUCCGAUUGGCAGCUUGGCCAGACGCUGUUUUCCCGGAGUGAUUCCACCAAACUAGCAGAUGAAUCCCAACACUCCGGUCGGGAAUUGUAUUACUACCUAACGAGAUUCCUCGAAGGCUAUUUAGAAGAUUUGCACAGCCAUGGUUCCGACCUGAUGGAUGACGAAAUGCUGCUUUUCUACACAAAGCAAUGGGAAGACUUUAAAUUCUCCAGCAAAGUUCUGAAUGGCCUAUGCUCCUACCUCAACCGGCACUGGCAGAAACGAGAAUGUGAAGAAAGGCGUACGAAUGUUCAUGAGAUCUACCAGCUAGCGCUGUUCACAUGGCGCGAGAACCUGUUGAAAAAUUUGAGCAAACAGAUGAGCACGGGACUGCUCAAGUUGUUCGAUCGGGAACGAAGUGGUGAGACCAUCAAUACGCGACUGGUUACGGAAACGAUCAGCAGCUACGUGGAACUUAGUAGCAAUCUCGAUCAGAGCGAACCGCUUUUCGACGGACCAAAUUUGUCUACGUAUAUUGAAUGUUUCCAAGAUGCAUUUUUGGAGCAUACCGAAGAGUUCUACACAGCGGAGAGCGCAGAGUUUCUGAAGAACUAUUCGGUUUCCGAUUAUUUGAAAUACGUAGAAGUUCGAUUGAAGGAAGAGGAGAAACGUGCCGUUGUUCUAUUGCACAAUAGCACUCGGGAAAAACUGAUGACUGUUUGCGAACGAGUACUGAUUAAGAAGUACCUGUCUCGGAUUUACGGCGAGUUCAAAAAUCUAUUAGAUUUGGAGAAAAUCCCGGAUUUGAUUCGCUUGUAUCAGCUGAUGGUUAGAUUGAAAGUCGACAGAGUACUAACCGAAUUGGGCAAACAUUUGGAAGUCUACAUUCACAAACAAGGAUUGAACGCGAUGCUCAAAGCUGGAGACCCGGCAUUGACUGAUCCGAUGCUUUACGUUCAGACAAUUUUAACGGUUUACAGAAGGUACAGUACCUUGAUACAUGCGGCGUUCAACAGCGAUAACAUUUUCAUAGCUGCGAUGAAUACAGCUUUCGGGAAAUUUGUCAACCGGAACGCCAUCAUAGAUGCCAGCAAAAGUUUCUGCAAAAGCUCGGAAAAUCUUGCCAGAUACUGUGACAUGCUGUUGAGGAAAUCUAGCAAGCAUCUGGAGGAACAGGACUUUGACGACUCGUUAAACGAAGCAAUUACCGUGUUCAAAUUUCUCGAAGAUAAGGACGCUUUCGAGAAGUUUUACAGCAAGCUGCUAUCCAAGCGGCUGUGUCUACAACUCUCGACCAGCGAUGAUGCCGAGGCCUUGAUGAUCUCCAAACUUAAGGAAACUUGUGGUUUCGAAUACGCCCGCAAGCUGCACAGGAUGCUCCAGGAUAUGGAAAUAUCGAAGGGACUCAACGCAAAAUACCAACAGAUGUCAAACAAUUGCUGCAGUUCAUGUAGCGACAUUGAUUUCAAUAUUCUAGUGCUGUCGGAUGGAACGUGGCCGCUUAGUCCAAGCUUCACACUGACGCUUCCGUUCUCGGUGGAACAGGCUGUGGAAUCGUUUCAAAAGUUUUACGCAAGACGCUUUUCCGGACGAAAGCUCAUCUGGUUGUACAGCAUGUCACGCGGUGAAGUCGUAACGAAUUGCUUCCUUCAACGGUACACGCUACAGGUCAGUACUCUACAGAUCGCUGUAUUGAUGCAGUUCAAUGAACAUCCUUCCUGUACCAUUCAACAAUUGGUUGAACACGUCAACGUCAAGCUAGACUACUUGAUACAGGUAAUUCAAAUUUUGCUUAAGGUGAAACUACUGACGAGCAGCGAUGAAGGGGACUUGAAACAAGAAUCCUCGGUUCAACUGAACACAGCCUUCGGCAGUAAGAAGCUCAGAAUCAAUAUCAACCACCCAUUGAAGGCGGAAGUCAAGGUGGAGCAGGAAUCUUCCAAUCGAUCCAUUGAAAAUGAUCGAAAGUUUAUGAUUCAGGCGGCGAUUGUGAGGAUCAUGAAGACCCGGAGAAGCUUACUGCAUUCGCAGCUGGUGGGGGAAGUCUUGAACCAGCUAGCGACGCGUUUCAUACCGAAGGUUCAGAUUGUUCGGAAGUGUAUUGACGCUUUGGUGGACAAGGAGUACAUCGAACGGCGAGCGGGCGAAAAGGACGUGUAUGACUAUCUCGCUUGA
Molecule: messenger RNA, 2322 nt
Organism: Ochlerotatus camptorhynchus
Lineage: Eukaryota; Metazoa; Arthropoda; Insecta; Diptera; Culicidae
Product: cullin-1-like
Exons: 1
Coding region: 1-2322 (773 amino acids)
Biological process (GO): SCF-dependent proteasomal ubiquitin-dependent protein catabolic process; protein ubiquitination
Cellular component (GO): SCF ubiquitin ligase complex
Molecular function (GO): protein-macromolecule adaptor activity; ubiquitin protein ligase binding
Source: RefSeq, a predicted model, not a curated record